AUGCCAUUUGCACAACUGGUUAUCGGGCCUCCAGGCUCCGGUAAAUCUACUUAUUGCAAUGGUAUGCAGCAAUUCAUGUCCGCAAUCGGGAGAAAAUGUUCUGUCGUGAACCUUGACCCGGCCAACGAUCACACUUCUUAUACUCCGGCGCUGGACGUCCGCGACCUAGUCACACUUGAAGAGAUCAUGGCAGAAGACACGCUCGGUCCAAACGGGGGCAUAUUAUAUGCGAUGGAAGAGAUAGAGGGGAAUUUUGAGUGGUUGAAAGAUGGGUUGGAGAAGCUAGGAGAUGACUAUGUUUUAUUCGAUUGUCCCGGCCAGGUCGAAAUCUUUACGCAUCACUCUUCGCUUCGAAAUGUUUUUUUUCAGAUUCAGAAGCUUGGGUAUAGACUAGUGGUAAUUCACCUCGUCGACUCGUAUAAUCUAACCCUCCCAUCAAUGUACAUUUCGGCAUUGUUGCUAUGCCUUCGGGCAAUGCUGCAAAUGGAUCUGCCACAUCUAAACGUCCUCACCAAGAUCGACAACCUCUCGAAUUACCCCCCUCUCCCGUUUAACCUAGACUUCUAUACCGAAGUCCAAGAUCUUUCAUAUCUGAUUCCUCAUUUGAAAGAGGAAGCUCCGUUUUUAGCCAGCUCCAAGUUUGAUGCUUUGAACAAAGCGAUCGUCGAGGUGGUACAGGACUUCGGGCUCGUUGCUUUUGAGACACUCGCGGUGGAAGAUAAGCAGAGCAUGAUGAGUCUCCUGCAGGCAAUCGAUAGGGCGGGUGGAUAUGCGUUCGGUACGGCCGAAGGAGCUAAUGAUACAGUGUGGCAGGUGGCUGUCAGGGAAGGUAUGGGAACAAUGGAUAUCAAAGAUGUACAAGAAAGAUGGCUGGAUAACAAAGAGGACUGGGACGAGUUUGAAAGGAGAAAUUGGGAAGAAGCAAAAGCACGGAACGAGGCAACCAAGCAAAUACCUGGCGGAGAAGAUGAUGACUUUGACAUGGAUCUCAAAGCACAUGUACCGGCAGACAGUGGAGUCAACAUCAUAAGAAAAUAA
Messenger RNA from Coccidioides immitis RS, 1038 nucleotides. RefSeq names its product ATP binding protein. The transcript is spliced from 3 exons. Gene Ontology annotation, molecular function: GTPase activity. Gene Ontology annotation, cellular component: cytoplasm. NCBI's taxonomy places the organism in Eukaryota, Fungi, Ascomycota, Eurotiomycetes, Onygenales, Onygenaceae. Bases 1 to 1038 code for a protein of 345 amino acids. The record is from RefSeq and is a predicted model, not a curated record.